This is a messenger RNA of Sinocyclocheilus anshuiensis, 1322 nucleotides long. Its product is annotated as zona pellucida-like domain-containing protein 1. The record is from RefSeq and is a predicted model, not a curated record. The coding region runs from base 1 to 1176 and encodes 391 amino acids. The transcript has 9 exons. Lineage: Eukaryota; Metazoa; Chordata; Actinopteri; Cypriniformes; Cyprinidae.
AUGCUGUGUCUCUGCUUCUGUGCACUGGCUCUCAUCCUGCAACCGGUUCACUCUGCCUAUAACUGCUCCUCGGAGUAUAACAAGGUUCCAGACAACAAUGAUCUGGUGGUAGACUGUGGCACCAACAUGAUCACUCUGGAGGUAAACCUGUGCACUGCUGAGUGGGCAGGCUUUGACCCCAACGGCCUGGCCCUGAACGGGGAGCGCAAUAACGCCCAGUGCAAGGGCACCAUUGACACCACUGUCAACCCACCUGUCAUCCGCUACCAUCUGCCAGUCAACCACAGCCAGGAGAACCCAUGUAGACAGUCUCUGCAGAUUGUAGAUGAGGUGCCCAGUUCCUCUGGUCCAUUCAGCAUGUUCUCCAGCAUUCAGUCCGUCAUUAUCACAGGAUACAUUGAUACGCCCAGCUCUUCAGAGGGCGUCAUCAGUUACUCCACAGACCUCUACUAUCACUUCUCUUGCCGUUACCCGCUAGAAUAUCUCAUCAACAACACUCAGAUUGUAGCGUCAUCAGUGUCAGUGGCCACUAGUGACAACAAUGGUACUUUCAUUGACACUCUCAGCAUGGGAGUCUUCAAUAGCACAGAUUUUAAUAGCCAAUUGGUGGUUCCGCUUACUGGAUUAGAACUGCGCACUAAAGUCUAUGUUGAAGUUAAAGCUGCCAAUCUCACUGGAAAUUUUCAUCUCUUGCUGGACCACUGUUUUGCGACCCCAUCACCAUAUAAUCACACCAACUACAAACAGCACAAUUUUUUCACAGGAUGCUUUAUAGAGAACCGGACAACUGUGCUUUAUAAUGGCCGUUCCAAGUUUUCUAGAUUUUCAUUUGAAGCCUUCCGCUUCGUGGAGCACCGUAAUCAAGAAAUGUCUACUAUAUACCUGCACUGCAUACUGCGACUUUGCGAACCAAACAAGUGCCAAGAACUUCUUGAUUCUUGCAACUCUGCCAGAACACAAAGGCGAAGGGCCCUAGAACCUUACGGAUCACAAGCCAAAGAUUCUGCCACAGUGUCUGUGGGUCCUCUGCACACCGCAGCCCUGACAACUGAUUGUUUGUCUUGUGAAUCAGGAGGCAGUGAGCUGUUAAACAGGGACAAUAUGAACGUGGCUGGAGUGGUGGUGGGGGUCAUUUUUUCCACCGGCAGUGCUGUGUUGCUGGUUAUGGCUGGAUGAUUUGUGCUGAAGAAGUUUUGCUGGGCUGGUGCUCUGCCUCGGGCUUUCCACUAAGAGAUCCAUCAACUCGCCAUCUGUUUUGCGUUGAAUGAAGCUUAAUUUGAUAUGCCGAUAAGACGUCUGAUCACAUCACAGCAUCUGCACAA